Molecule: messenger RNA, 1661 nt
Organism: Neolamprologus brichardi
Lineage: Eukaryota; Metazoa; Chordata; Actinopteri; Cichliformes; Cichlidae
Source: RefSeq, a predicted model, not a curated record
UCAAGUUUAGAUGAGAACGAGGAAGUGGAAAACGAGUAAGGAGGAAAUCUGAAGGAAAGGACUGGUGUGCGAGCUCGACUGUCAUUUUAACACAGUUACCUUACAGUUACUUUGCCCACAGAACACAAUGGCUGAAGCAGACAUUGCACUAAUUGGUUUGGCCGUCAUGGGCCAGAACCUCAUCAUGAACAUGAAUGACCACGGCUUUGUGGUCUGCGCUUACAACCGUACCGUGUCCAAGGUGCAUGACUUCCUGCAGAACGAGGCUAAGGGCUCCAAGGUGAUUGGAGCAGAAUCUCUGGAAGACAUGGUGACCAAGCUCAAGAAGCCCAGGAGGAUCAUCCUGCUGGUCAAGGCUGGACAGGCUGUGGAUGACUUCAUUGACAAGCUGGCUUUUGACAGCUGGAACAAGACUGAGCUGGACUCCUUCCUGAUUGAGAUCACAGCUAACAUCCUUAAAUACAAAGACUCUGACGGUAAACAUCUGCUGCCCAAAAUCCGCGACAGUGCUGGACAGAAAGGCACAGGGAAGUGGACGGCCAUUUCAGCCCUCGAGUACGGGACGCCUGUCACACUGAUCGGGGAGGCUGUCUUUGCCAGAUGUCUGUCUUCUCUAAAGGAUGAGCGAGUGGAGGCCAGCCGCAGCCUGUCAGGGCCACAGGGGGUCAAAUUCAGUGGCAACAAGGCUACCUUCCUAGAAGACAUCAGAAAGGCCCUGUAUGCGUCCAAGAUCAUUUCCUACGCGCAGGGAUUCAUGCUGCUGCGCCAGGCGGCCAAUGAGUUUGGCUGGACGCUCAACUAUGGUGCAAUCGCCCUGAUGUGGAGAGGAGGCUGCAUCAUUCGAAGGUACUUUUGCCCUCAUGUGUCCACACAGCAGAAGUUUGCCUCACUUCCAUGUUGUGCAAAAGUUUCAACACUGUUGUCCAAACAGUGGGGACGAGAGCCCUUGUUAAGAAAGCCCAACAAAAACAGAAGUUUUUGUUGCUUGUCUUCCUUCUCUCACCCCAACCGGUCGCAGCAGAUGGAGUCAUGGCGCAGAGCAGUCAGCACUGGAGUCCAACAUGGCAUCCCCAUGCCCUGUUUCACUACCGCUUUGUCCUUCUAUGAUGGCUACAGACAUGACAAGCUGCCCGCCAACCUUCUUCAGGCUCAGAGGGACUACUUUGGAGCCCACACAUACGAGCUACUCUCAAACCCCGGUCAUUUCAUCCACACCAACUGGACAGGUCAUGGCGGAAAUGUCUCCUCUUCAUCCUACAAUGCUUAAGGGAGAUCUUCACAACACCCAAAAACAAACGCGAUGGAAGACCGAGGACGAGGGGACGUUAUCAACAAGUGAAGAUUUUAAACAUUCCAUCUUUCGACUUUCCACCAUCUAGAACCCAGAAUCUACUUCAACCAACUUUUUACUUCUCACAGAGACUUGUUGCGGUUAUAUUUAUCAAGAGGUGGAACAAUAGAUUAUGUGCACUGUAGACACCUCCUGUGUAUUUUGAUGUAGUCAGAGGGGAUGUGUGACUCCAUCUCGAUAUUACACAGGCCGCCAGGAUACUGUUCCACAGUUGUGUUGGGCACGGGGUCCACGGUGUUAACACUGGAUUAAGGUGAACCCUUGCACUGUGCUGUGUUAGGCUAAAUAAAGAUUUUCAAUCCCUCUAUAA